Molecule: messenger RNA, 2533 nt
Organism: Pistacia vera
Lineage: Eukaryota; Viridiplantae; Streptophyta; Magnoliopsida; Sapindales; Anacardiaceae
Product: exocyst complex component EXO70A1-like
Biological process (GO): exocytosis
Cellular component (GO): exocyst
Molecular function (GO): phosphatidylinositol-4,5-bisphosphate binding
Source: RefSeq, a predicted model, not a curated record
CCCAGAACUAAGAAACCAAGAAAAAGACAAAAAUUAAAAAGAAAGUUGCGAAAUGAAAACAAUACAUUAACCCUUCAUGAAUACAUAAAUCAAUCAUACCCCAAUAUUUCUUCUCCUUCAGCACCACCUUUUCAAGAUUCUGAGUACUAUUUUUACCUUUUUUUGUUUUUUUUAAUUUUAUUUAUUUUUGCUUUCCUCUUCUGAUCCUGAAAAAAACUUUAAUCUUUUUAGCUUUACUCAAGUUUUCUUCAUCACCCACCAGGAAAACAUAAUCAAGAUUAGAUUUUUGGAGCUUUAUUCAAAGUUUCUGCAACACCCCACCAGAGAAAUAGCUUAAGGGUUUGUUUUUUUACUUGAUCCAAAGCAAUGGAACCACCAGAAAGUUAUGUUGAAAACACAGGUUUUGAAUCAGCUGAGAAGAUUAUACUGAGAUGGGAUUCAACAGCCUCGGAAGAAGCAAGGGAGAAAAUGAUUUUUGAAGGUGAUAGAUAUGAAGUGGAUCGGUACUUACAAGCUGUGGAUGAAAUCCAACGGUCAAUAUCAUCCACAAGUAUCUCUGAUGAUGCUCAAACGAAAGUCAACUCUGCUAUUCAGAUCGCCAUGGCUAGACUUGAAGAUGAGUUUAGAAAUAUUUUACUUGUUAACAUUAAUGCUUUGGAUGUUGAGUCUCUUUCAGCUGAUCCCGGUUCCUGCACUUAUUCAAGAACUGAUAGUGAAGUACUAAUUGAAGAUCAAGAUGAUCAGUUUGAUCGAGAACAAGAUGAUCAAUUUGAUCGAGAACAAGAUGAUGUUUUGAAGCACAGUGAGUCAAGUACUACUGUUGCUUCAUCUAGUUACAGGUCAACAAGUUGUAUAAGGGAGAUAGAUCUGAUACCAGAGGAAACCAUUGAGGAUCUUAAGUCAAUUGCUCAAAGAAUGAUUGCUGCAGGGUAUUUAAGAGAGUGUAUUCAGGUGUAUGGAAGCGUGAGAAAGUCAGCAGUGGAUGCAAGUUUCAAGAGAUUAGGAGUGAGUAUUGGAGAUAUUCAAAGACUUGAAUGGUAGUUUGGAAGUGAGAAAAGGUUGUGUGAGCAAAUCUUUGAAAGGGUUGGAACAUCUAUUGAUGAUGCUUGUUUUAUGGAGACAGUGAAAGGGCCUGCUGUUCAGUUGUUUAAUUUUGCUGAGGCUAUUAGUAUUAGCAGGAGAUCACCAGAGAAGUUGUUCAAGAUAUUGGAUUUACAUGAUGCUUUGGAGGAGUUGUUGCCUGAUAUAGAGGUUGUUUUUUAUUCAAAAUCUUCGGAUUCGAUUCGAGUGCAGGCUGCUGAGAUUCUUUCGAGAUUGGCUGAGGCUGCAAGAGGGAUUUUAUCAGAGUUUGAGAAUGCUGUUUUGAGGGAGCCAUCAAGGGUUCCAGUGCCUGGAGGAACUAUUCAUCCAUUGACUAGGUAUGUGAUGAAUUACAUCAGUUUGAUUUCUGAUUAUAAGCAGACUUUGAUUGAGCUUAUAGUGUCAAAACCAUCUACUGGUUCUAGAUAUUCGGGUGAUCCUACGACCCCGGAUAUGGAUUUUUCUGAAUUGGAGGGGAAGACCCCAUUGGCACUUCAUUUAAUAUGGAUAAUUGUGAUUUUGCAAUUCAAUUUGGAGGGUAAAUCCAAGCAUUACAAAGAUACAUCUUUAGCACAUUUGUUUAUGAUGAACAAUGUUCACUAUAUUGUUCAAAAGAUAAAAGGCUCACCUGAAUUGAGAGAAAUGAUUGGUGAUGAUUAUUUGAAGAAGAUGACUGGGAAGUUGAGGCAGGCCGCGACUAAUUACCAGAGAGCAACUUGGGUGAAGGUUUUGUAUUGCUUGAGAGAUGAGGGUCUCCAUGUGAGUGGGGGGUUUUCAUCAGGAGUCUCAAAGAGUGCUUUGAGAGAGAGGUUCAAGUCCUUCAAUGCUAUGUUUGAGGAGGUUCAUAGGACUCAAGCAGUAUGGUUGGUACCGGAUUCUCAGCUUAGGGAGGAGCUAAGGAUAUCUAUAUCCGAAAAGUUGAUACCAGCUUAUAGGUCAUUUCUUGGCAGGUUCAGGAGCCAUAUAGAGAGUGGAAAACAUCCAGAGAAUUACAUCAAGUACUCUGUCGAGGACUUGGAGAAUGCUGUCUUGGAUUUCUUCGAGGGGUGCCCUGUAUCCCAGCACUUAAGGAGGAGAUCACAGUGAAGGAAUGAAGUGAGUUUGGCCACGUUAGAAUCUAGGACACAUUCUUUAUAUUCUUUUUGGAGUGUUAGGGUGAUGUGAUGCUUGUCAGUCUGGGCUGCCGCCUGCUCUCCAAUUCUUCUAAACUUUGUUGGUUAAAUUUCCACCUGUUAAAACGCAUCAAAUUCUUUGGGAAGAUAAGGUUUAGCUCUCCAGAAAAAGCCAGGUCCCUCAACCUGAAUGCUUCUGCAUUUUACGCGCUAUAAUUGUUUUGUUACCACAUUUUAGAUUUUUUUAUUUCCAUUUGUUCAUAUGGUUAUUGUUGAAUUUCAAGUGUGUUCUCUAUUACUAUCUAUGAUAUGAGGAAGAAAUUUUUCUUUUUUCUUUUAAA